CACUAGCAAGCACUUUUUUUGGCAUAGAGACGCCAGAAAGGCGCGCAGACUGCUCCGUUUUCUCAUUUGGUAGCCCUCAGACUCACUAUUGCAGCAGCGAUCGCGAAACCGCGUUGAGAUACUCGCUACACAGCCCUGCCCAGGCGCCCACGCGCAGCAAAUGUCCGACGACUCGAGCGACGACUCAUUAGGCGGCAGCGACGAUGAAGGCGCGCCGACGUCGCAGAACCUGCUCGCGAGCUUCUACGGCAUCGAAAAAACACCAGUAAAAGACGACGACGACGACGCCGAGCCCGCCGAGCCCCUAGAUAGAACUGAUUUCGAAGCCAAAACUUAUGUCGAAGAAUUGCUAAGGAGGCAGCCCCUGGAUCGCUUGUUAGAACGGGACGCUGCUCUAAGACGAGAAACGCGGACGCUCGGUUCCGAUUUGCAGGCACUGGUCUACGAAAACUACUCCAAGUUCAUCGCGGCCACGGAGACGAUCCAAGAAAUGAAUAGUAAUGUAGGCGCCAUGGAGGCCGGCGUCGCGUGCUUAGAUGCGACGCUGUGUGACGUCGACGCUCUCGCGAAGCAAGUCAACGGCUCGCUGGCGGACAAGCGUUCGCAAAUAGACACGCUCGUGCGCUCGCGUCGCUUGCUGAAGCGGCUGGAGUUCCUCUUCGAACUCCCGAAGAAGCUGGAGGUUGCGGUGAGCGAAGGGCGCCACGAGGACGCCGUCUCGAUGUAUGAGGCCGCGGACGCGGUAUUAUCUUCCCAUGGACACGUGGCGUCGCUGCGGGACAUCCAUGACGAUGCGCGGCGCAUCGUCACUUCUCUCAAGGGCGACCUGCAGGUCUUUGACGACACAUUGGCGGCUUCGGGCCAUCUCGCGGCGCGCGUGCGGCUGCUCACAAAGGUCGGCGACGCGGAGGACGCUUCGAAGGCUCGGGCCGCGGCGGCGGACUGCGCCGAUCGUUAUUUGUGUGGUGUGUUGGACGACGCUUUACGAAACGACGACGCGUCCCUUUCGUUGGAAAGGAGGGUUACAAUGCUCUCUGAUAAAUUCUGCGGGCCGCGCGACGCUAUUGUAGGUCAAUUGGACGGCGUCGUGGAGCUGCCCUCCGGGCCCACGGCCAAAUUCGUGGACCAGGUGCAGAAAAUGGUCUCAAAUUCAACGGACUACGGCGACGUUGCCCUCGCGUUAAGAGCUGCGGUCGCCGUCGACCCGGAACGCGUUUCUGCGGUCGCUGCUACAAUUGCGGCGAAGGCGCACGACGCUUCGGAAAGGGAGCUCGAGAGCGCCUCGACCAAGGCCCUCGACGACCUCGCCGCUUCUACAGAAUCGGACGACGCCCAAGCCUUGAGGAGCGCGCCGACGAACGCGGACGUGGCUUUGAGACGAGCGGCGCGGUCCCUGCGCGAGCGCGCCGCGCCGCUCGAGCCGUUCCUAUCGAAGGAGGACUCCGUUUCUAAGAGAACCGCGAAAUCCGAGGCGUGGCUCCGAUCUAUGAUCGAGGCGCGCGGCGGCUUGCAACCGUCGACGAUCGUGGCGCUCGCGGCGCUGUGCCGGUUGCGCGGCGACGACGCGUUGUCCACUGACCUCCUGGAGCGGCACGUCGCGGUCGUCGGCGAAGAUUUAGAUCAGAAGGCGCAAGACGCCAUCGCCACCAUAUCUGUGAAUGACGGUCCCGCUUCAUACAUAGACGCCUGCGUCUCCAUGAUCGCGGCCGCCUCAAAACGCGUCGACGCCGCCCUGCGGAGCAAGACUCACGUGGCGGAAAUCGAGAUAAGCGACGACGCCGUCGACCGGCGCGCGCGUUCAUUAAGAACGCCGCGCGCGUCCGGCGCGGCCGCGCGGUCGGGCGUCGAAAUGGACGUCGAGAAGUUAUUUGCCAAGGAGGCGACCGCGGGCGAGAGCGUUGCCGACGACGUGACGACGGGCGUCGGCCUCGCGGCGGCGCUGCUGUCACGCUUCGCGGCCGCGCUCGCCGCGUCCGUCCGGACGCGCUCUCUGUCGCGCGACGAGUACGCGCAGCUCGAGCGGGACGGCCGGCGGCUCCACGCCGUGCUGCCGCGGUACGUGCGCGACGAUCGACUGCGGGGCGUCGAGCGGGGCGUCAUGGAGUUUCUGGAGGAGGCGGCGGAGCGGGUGACCGGCGCGGCGGCGAAUGGCGGGAGUAAUAAUGGUGAGUAA
Messenger RNA from Pelagomonas calceolata, 2173 nucleotides. Lineage: Eukaryota; Pelagophyceae; Pelagomonadales; Pelagomonadaceae. The record is from the annotation of a GenBank genome assembly.